GGGGGAGCACAUGUGUAUGCUUGUCACUGAGGAUCUGGGAGGACGGAGGGAGGCCGCCAUAUGCUGACUGGAUUCCUGUUCCUGUGUGCAGAGCGCUGGCCGGCCGGGAACACGCCAUGGGAAGCUCACAUCUCCUCAACAAAGGCAUGCCUCUAGGCAUCAGACCUCCAAUCAUGAACGGGCCGAUGCACCCGCGCCCCCUUGUGGCGCUGCUGGACGGCAGAGACUGCACCGUGGAGAUGCCCAUCCUGAAGGACGUCGCAACCGUGGCGUUCUGCGACGCUCAGUCCACACAGGAGAUCCACGAGAAGGUGCUAAACGAAGCUGUGGGGGCGUUGAUGUACCACACCAUCACCCUGAUGAGGGAAGACCUGGAGAAGUUCAAGGCGUUGCGCAUCAUCGUUCGCAUCGGCAGCGGCUACGACAACAUAGACAUCAAAUCCGCCGGGGAGCUCGGCAUCGCUGUGUGCAACAUGCCAGCAGCGUCGGUGGAGGAGACGGCAGACUCCACGCUGUGCCACAUCCUCACCCUGUACCGACGCACCACCUGGCUGCACCAGGCUCUCCGGGAAGGGACGCGGGUUCAGAGCGUGGAGCAGAUCCGAGAGGUGGCGUCAGGCGCGGCCAGGAUCAGAGGAGAGACGCUGGGACUCAUUGGGCUCGGCCGGGUCGGCCAGGCCGUCGCCCUGCGAGCCAAGGCCUUCGGCUUCAACGAUUUCUACGACCCGUAUUUGGCCGACGGUGUAGAAAGGUCCCUGGGGCUCCAACGGGUCACCACCCUACAGGACCUUCUCUUCCACUCUGACUGUGUCUCGCUGCACUGCAGCCUCAACGAGCACAACCACCACCUGAUCAACGACUUCACCAUCAAACAGAUGCGGCAGGGGGCGUUCCUGGUGAACACAGCCAGGGGGGGCCUGGUGGAUGAGAAGGCUCUGGCUCAGGCUCUGAAGGAGGGCAGGAUACGUGGGGCGGCUCUGGAUGUCCAUGAGACGGAACCUUUCAGCUUCAGUCAGGGUCCACUGAAGGACGCGCCCAACCUGAUCUGCACGCCGCACGCCGCCUGGUACAGCGAACAGGCAUCACUGGAGAUGAGAGAAGAGGCGGCGAGGGAAAUCCGGAGGGCUGUGACAGGUCGGAUCCCAGACAGUCUGAAGAACUGUGUGAAUAAGGAGUUCCUCUCACCCAACAACCACUGGGCCGUCGACCCGGCUGUGGUCCAUCCUGAGCUCAACGGCGCCUACAGGUACCCCUCCGGGGUGGUGAGCUUGCCGGCUGGCGGCCUCCCUCCGCCCGUCGAAGGCAUCGUCCCGAGCGCCGUGCCCAUCACGCACACCCUCCCGCCCGCUGCCCACCCGCCUCACGCGCCGUCUCCCGGACAGAACACAGUAAAGCCACCAGAGGGCGACAGAGAGCAGCACCCCAGCGACCAGCUGUAG
Poeciliopsis prolifica (blackstripe livebearer) is the source of this 1439-nucleotide messenger RNA. Its product is annotated as C-terminal-binding protein 1-like. The record is from RefSeq and is a predicted model, not a curated record. Lineage: Eukaryota; Metazoa; Chordata; Actinopteri; Cyprinodontiformes; Poeciliidae. Gene Ontology annotation, molecular function: oxidoreductase activity, acting on the CH-OH group of donors, NAD or NADP as acceptor; NAD binding; transcription corepressor activity.